Aspergillus udagawae is the source of this 1998-nucleotide messenger RNA. Its product is annotated as guanine nucleotide exchange factor SEC2. The transcript has 2 exons. The coding region runs from base 1 to 1998 and encodes 665 amino acids. NCBI's taxonomy places the organism in Eukaryota, Fungi, Ascomycota, Eurotiomycetes, Eurotiales, Aspergillaceae. Gene Ontology annotation, molecular function: guanyl-nucleotide exchange factor activity. Gene Ontology annotation, biological process: exocytosis. Gene Ontology annotation, cellular component: cell tip; Golgi to plasma membrane transport vesicle. The record is from RefSeq and is a predicted model, not a curated record.
AUGAUUCCCCGUUCCAGCAAUCACAAGCGAUCCCUCUCCUCCGGCCACAGGACACUUUCUCCUGAUAGAACAGUGACCAAGACCAAGUCCACAAAUGAUCUCGCAGCGAUUGUCACCGAGAAGCCUUCUCUUGCAGGUCGUUCCCAUAGUGCUGGAAAUUUCCCUGAUAGUGGUUUCAGCACUUUGAGGGACCCAAGGCUCGCGACCAACUCCGAGGCAUCCGACACAUCCUCGACGCCAUCCCAUCAUCCGGAUUUGAGCAGUGAGGUUGCUGCUUUGAGUGUGAAAUUGAUACAGGCGAUCAAUAAUCAGACUACACUCGACGACAACCUGGUUGCCACCCGACAGGAAUUGGAACAGGCCCAGAAUCGGAUCAAAUCAUUGGAGUCGGAAAACGAGAAGUACCGACAUGAUAUUGAGCAGGCGAUUCUUAUCAAGAAGGCCGAUGCGGAUCGUGAGAUCUCGCAGUUGAAGGCCGCUCUCGCGGAGGAGAAGGCUCAGCGCGCCAUUGUCGAGAAGGAUAAAAAGACCAUCGAACAGGAACUGGAGACUCUCACUGCAGCACUCUUCGAGGAGGCGAAUAAGAUGGUCGCAGCCGCGAAGCUGGAGCGUGAGGCGGUCGAAAAGAAGAACGAACAAUUACGCGCUCAGGUGAAGGACACAGAAUUACUCCUUGCAUCUCAUCAAGAACAGCUAGCCGAGCUUAAGUCUGUGAUGCAAGGAAUGGACCUUGCCAAGGACGAUGUUGAAAUUCGCACCACCAUUUCCACAACGCCAUCCUCGCCAGGUGGGCAUCAACAAUUACCAGGUAUAUUUACGAGGAGCUUUGAGACUGCUGAUCUUCCCGAACCAUCCUCACACCUCGAGGAAGUCGCUCCAGGCCCCUCAACCAGUUUCCCUCAUCUAUUCAAGUCAGUAUGUCGGACGGAUAUUCAGGCCUUUGAAGAUUUUCGAGAACUGUUCAGUCUAUCGAGAGCUUCGAAGCCCCCAAGCAGGGCUGCCAGUGGUUCUUACGCCGGUUUGAAUGUUAUGAGCUUAGCCAAUUUCAGCAGUGCUGGGUUCGGUUCGGCAUCUUCAUCCCCCGCCAAGUCCACUCAUUCGCCAAAUGGAAGCAUGUCAUCUCCUCAGCCGACCACCUCCCAUAUCCCACUCAAAGAAACGCGCUUCUACAAACGCGUGCUCAUGGAGGACAUUGAACCUACUCUUCGGCUGGAUGCUGCGCCCGGAAUUUCAUGGUUGACACGACGUGCGGUAUUGAGCAGCAUCUGCGAAGGAAGCCUCGUUGUUGAACCGAUCCCGCCUGCAACAAGGAAAUAUGGAUUCCCAUGUUCACUCUGUGGAGAUCGUAGACCUGGAUCUGCCAAUGAGAGAACGCAUCGCUUUAGGACGUCCGACAGUGAUACGGCUCAGCGCUAUCCAUUGUGUGUCCUUUGUCUAGAGAAGGUUCGCUCUUCUUGUGAAUUUACUGGCUAUCUACGUCUCAUCUUGGACGGUCAUAUCCGUGCGGGCGAUGCAGAGGAAGAGAAAGACGCUUGGGAAGAAACAGUUCGCUUGAGAGAGCGCAUGUUUUGGUCCCGCAUCGCCGGAGGGGUCGUCCCUACGUGUGCUCAGGCUAAUGGCCUUGAAAACUCUGGUCCUUCCCAAUCAAGACGUAACUUGGGAGACACAAUAUGCGAUGAUGAGCAAGAUCGCCUUGACGCCCCUUUUGAGACAAGUGAAACUCACGAUCAUGACAAUGACCACGGAGUUUCCGACUCCGAUUACGACAAUGCAUCCGUGAGUGGGUAUACUUCCGCAUCAGGCGUUUCUAGGCCAUUCUAUGACAGUCCCCAGUCUCAUGCUUCGGAGCAAGAAAGAGACGACUAUCUUGAACAUGGCGUGAGUCAAGUGACACUAUCUGCGACUAGUGACGAGCCCAAGUCUAUCACUCAUGUUGAGGAGUCUCUCGUUAUUCGGACCACGAAGAAUGAUGACGACCAUGAUGACGAUCGAAGCUGA